Messenger RNA from Didymodactylos carnosus, 258 nucleotides. The record is from the annotation of a GenBank genome assembly. Lineage: Eukaryota; Metazoa; Rotifera; Eurotatoria; Philodinida; Philodinidae.
AUGCUUGGUUUUUGUUCUCAUGAAGGUCUUUUUCGAUUAUCCAUAAGUCCACAUUGGGGAGCAGAUGGAACAUUUCGGACAGCCCCGAAACACUUCGAGCAAGCAUACAUAAUUCACGGUUAUGAUUCCAUUUCUACAAAACCGGGAUUUUUUGCAACAUUGAAAAAUAAAGAAAAGAAAACAUAUUUUUCAAUGUUAACGAAUCUUCAACAUUAUGCGUCUAGUUAUGGUAUACAGUUAUCACCUGCUACCAUAUGA